Messenger RNA from Silurus meridionalis, 1089 nucleotides. It is a transcript of the gene ubl3b, whose product is annotated as ubiquitin-like 3b. The record is from RefSeq and is a predicted model, not a curated record. Lineage: Eukaryota; Metazoa; Chordata; Actinopteri; Siluriformes; Siluridae. The transcript is spliced from 6 exons. Bases 697 to 1053 code for a protein of 118 amino acids. Gene Ontology annotation, molecular function: protein binding.
UUUCCGGUGUCUUUAAAUGCUCAGCCAUUAACCUGAGCCCAGCGCUGCUGGUGUUUUUAACUAAAAACGAUAGAACACAUUAUGGCUAUACCUAUUAGUUAGUAAAUAGGGACGUUACUGUGUGUUUAUUGUUUGAGAGACUUCGAAACGAAUAAGUCGUGCUUUGAGUCGGUUCGUGUUCUGUGAUCGGUCUCGGUUCCUCUUAUUUUCUGCCGCAGUCAGAAAUUGUUUCAGUUCUCUCAGAUCGGCUAACUGGAGUCUCCUCCUCCUCCUCCUGCUGCUGCUAGUGAAGGCCAGCUAGCGGGAGCGCUCACAAUUACAAGCCAAACGGCGUAUUUAGUCGAACUGCUCGGCUUCCUAAUGCUUCGUUAGCAAAAUAAGCACGAAUGAUAUUUUUAUGCCCUGUGUAUCGAAUCUGUUGGACCUUGUAGAGCUUGCUCCGGUUGUUCGCGCAGUUAGGCCGUGCGCUUGUACACUAGCUGUUUUUGCUAGAGCCGCUCUCGGCUAGCUAGCCAACUUCUCUCGCGGUCAGAUGAUGCAGCAGCAGUAGGACUUUUUCACCCGAAAUUAAGCCUCGUCUAAAGGCAGUGUGAAGCAGAGAAAGGCUUGAGAGAAAAGCACAUACAGGCUCUUUGUGCCAGGGUUUGCCACCUCCAACACACCAUUUCCUGUGUGCCUUCCUCCUCUACAACAGCCAUGAGCUCGCCGAGAGAAUCACAGGACACAGUGAGCCUGCGUCUGAUCCUUGUGAGUGGUAAGACACAGGACUUCACCUUCUCCCCCAAUGAUUCAGCCACAGACAUUGCUCGUCAUGUCUUUGAAAACUGGCCUGCAGGAUGGGAAGAGGAGCAGGUGAGCAGCCCCAGUAUUCUAAGACUCAUUUUCCAGGGCCGGUUCCUACAUGGCAACGUCACGCUAGGAGCCUUGAAGUUGCCUCCUGGCCGAACAACUGUUAUGCACUUGGUUGCCAGAGAGACACUGCCAGAGCCUAACUCCCAUGGGCAAAGAAACCGGGAGAAGACUACAGAAAGCAGCUGCUGCUUACUGCUGUAAAAAGAAAUUAUAAUAAAAAAAGAAGAGAAAAACCAA